Molecule: messenger RNA, 1167 nt
Organism: Haliotis rufescens (red abalone)
Lineage: Eukaryota; Metazoa; Mollusca; Gastropoda; Lepetellida; Haliotidae
Product: ice-structuring glycoprotein-like
Exons: 2
Coding region: 1-1167 (388 amino acids)
Source: RefSeq, a predicted model, not a curated record
AUGUUCCGACUACUACUACCGUAUGACAACAAUGGCCACUACCGCAUCAUCAUCAAACAGAAGAAGAAGGAGAAGGGGGACAAGGACGAGGACGUUCUCAAUAGCGAGCAUAUCCGUCGUGCAAUGGCGGACAUCCUGGGGGAGCGGCUAGUUCUACAUUGGGAAAUGAUGAGAACAAGUGCCUUGUACAAAGCUUCCCAUGACUGCAUGCAUGAGAAGUUAAAGAGUGUUGUGGACACAUUUCUGCCUCCGGAGUAUGGCAUCUGCAUCCCCACGUCAGCAGCGGCAGAAGCAGCACCCAUACUAACAACAACACCCUCAGAAGCAGUGAAAGCAGCACAACAACUCGACUCAGCACUAUGGACAGCGAUACUAGCAUCAGCCGCAGCAACACCUGCAGCCAUAGAAGCAGCAGCAGUAGCACUCGUUGAAAUAGUAACCUCACAUGCACCCUUGCUGCAGCAGUACUCAUCGCAGACAACACCAUCAACAACACCCGUAGCAGCAGCAGAAGCAGCCACCACACAGGAAGAAGAAGAUGCAGCUGCAGACGCAGCAACAACACCCUCACUAAAAGUAUUCAUCAAUGCACUACAGAUGGCGCAAUGCGCGGCAGGUGUGAGGACAUCGAAGGGGACACCCCGAGAAGCAGCAGCAACAAAACAAUUCGCCUCAGCACUAUCCUGGGCGGCAGCAACAGCCACCGCCGCCACACCCACAGCAGUAGAAGCAGCAACAGCUGCACUCGUCGCCGUAGUAACAGGAGUAACUUCAGCGCAGUCAUCAUCACCACCACCUUCACGAUCACCGAUGGACACCUCAGAUGCUGCAGCAUCCACACCAAAACCAGUGGCAGUCACCACAGCACCCUCAUCAACAGCACCCACACCAAAACCAGUGGCAGCAGCAAUGGUAGCAGCAGUGGCACCAGCAGUGGCAGACACCACCCCCACAGCCAUAGAAGCACCAGUAGCAACACCCUCACCAACAGAACUAUUCGAUGCGCUCCACGCAGCAGCAACAACACCCACACCAGCAGCAGCAGCACCAGAACUCAUCUCAGCACUAUACAGAGCGGCAGUAGCAGCCGCAGCAGCAACACCUUCACCAACAGAAGCAGCAGCAACAGAAGCACUCGUUGCAACAUUGAGCAGGCUACCUGUGUGA